CGACUAAUUGCCUACUAGCAUACUAUUCCCGUUUUGGAGAGAUCCUACCAUCCUGCCCAUUAGGCUUUAGGGAACCUUGCUCCAAACCAGCCAUGAUGUCACUUAAAACCGGCUACCUCGUUAUGUAUAACGCCAUGUCUUUCCUGUUAUGGACGUAUCUAACAGCUGAAACUGUCUCCUCGGCAGCAUCGCUUUAUUCCCAAUCCCGCCUAUCGGCUCUCUACAUUUUCCUAUCUCCCCUCCUCGCAAUAACCCAAUCCCUCGCCAUCCUCGAGGUUCUCCAUGCGGCAUCCGGACUCAUCAGGGCAUCGCCUCUGACCACGGCCCUGCAGAUCGGCGGGAAGAACCUCGUGGUUUGGACCGUCAUGCUCAGGUUUCCGGAUAUCAUGAAAACCGAGCAGGGUAUGUUGGGCUUCUUGGGAUGUGUGAUGACCUGGGGUUGCUCGGAGAUGAUACGUUAUGGAUUCUUUGUGGUGCAGUUAACUAGGAGCGAGAUGCCGAGAUGGCUGAAGUGGCUGAGAUAUAGCGCAUUCGUCAUCCUGUAUCCUCCAGGGCUUCUGAGUGAAGCGUGGCUUGUCUAUCUCAGCUUCGCUCAGGCAACCGGACUCAGUUCUGCUUACAGGGGGUACCUGCUUGCUGGCUUGCUCAGCUAUAUGCCUGCGGGCUAUUUCCUCUAUACGCAUAUGCUGGCGCAGAGAAGACGUGUUCUCAAGGAUCCUAGUCAGAAGCGGUGAAGUUUGCCGCCGGCUCGCGUUGCACAAAUGAUCAGCUAAAAUAUCAAGAUCCGAAGAUACUAUGGAAUCAGGGGGUCUCGGCUAGUAGUUAAAGGUCGAAAACUUUUAUUCCUGUCAGAUAGAAGGGGUGACGUGACCGACCAAGAUUCACGUGAUUACCAGCCACUGGGACUUAGCCAGAAAUCCCUCUGCAGAGGAGAUCACAGAUAACACACAUAACAAUCAAUCCAUCACACAGAACGGUCACAUCGCAAGAUACGUGAAUAUCCAACA
Messenger RNA from Pseudomassariella vexata, 1007 nucleotides. Its product is annotated as protein tyrosine phosphatase. The transcript has 3 exons. Gene Ontology annotation, biological process: sphingolipid biosynthetic process; very long-chain fatty acid biosynthetic process; fatty acid elongation. NCBI's taxonomy places the organism in Eukaryota, Fungi, Ascomycota, Sordariomycetes, Amphisphaeriales, Pseudomassariaceae. The coding region runs from base 93 to 734 and encodes 213 amino acids. The record is from RefSeq and is a predicted model, not a curated record. Gene Ontology annotation, molecular function: 3-hydroxyacyl-CoA dehydratase activity. Gene Ontology annotation, cellular component: endoplasmic reticulum membrane.